Molecule: messenger RNA, 2086 nt
Organism: Doryrhamphus excisus (bluestripe pipefish)
Lineage: Eukaryota; Metazoa; Chordata; Actinopteri; Syngnathiformes; Syngnathidae
Product: MSL complex subunit 3-like
Biological process (GO): regulation of DNA-templated transcription; chromatin organization
Cellular component (GO): NuA4 histone acetyltransferase complex; MSL complex; nucleus
Source: RefSeq, a predicted model, not a curated record
CAUGCACUCAAGAGUGCAACAUACAUCCGGGUACUGGCUGCUGACUUAAUUUCGCCGUACUUCACAAUGGAACGCACACACGCACUGAAAGUGUAGGUGUGAAGUGCACGAAUUGAAACGCAACAGCCCAGGUCAUGAGAGCGGAAGUGACGAUGGGGAGUUGUGAAGUCCAAGGAUUGGUGAAGACACAAGGAGUUAACAACGCCAGCCAUCCACGCCAAGCAUAUUUGUUUUUAUAAAGGACUUCCGAAAGGGAACGGAAUCCCCCGGGAGUUUUUUUUAAGAGGCGGUUGAUAAAUAUGUUGCAGUUUAGAUUGAUACCCCUCACACACGUAGCCAUGAACAAAUGAAUUCGCGGGGUAUUAAAUUUAAAUUCCAUAAAGGAGAACGAGUCCUGUGCUUCGAACCAGAUCCCUCCAAGGCUAAAGUGUUGUAUGACGCAAAGGUCCUUGAUGUAUUGAUAGGCAAAGAUGAACAUGGAAGACGAAUCCCGAAGUACUUGAUUCAUUUUAACGGUUGGAGCCGAAGCUGGGAUCGUUGGGCAGCAGAGGACCAUGUCCUAAGGGACACUAAGGAAAGCCGUAAAUUGCAACGUAAACUGGCGCGUGAAGCUCUUGGUCGCAUGAAGAAAAAGGGAUGGGCAAAGAGACGGCGUCGUCAUUCUGGUACUAAACCCUCUGUGAAGAUUCUUCCUAAGGAGGAUGACAGUGAUGACACAUGCUUGAUUUCAUCUUCUGGCAGCAGCGAGGGCGAGGACUCUGAAGCAGAAUCUUCGAAUAGCGGAGACAGCACCUUCUCUGAGGACGUCAACAAAAUGGUUGAGCCAGAUAUCAAUGUCAAGAGGGAGAAUGAGGACAAAAUUGUCCACGUCGACAUCAGUAUCCCGGACAUUCUCAAGAAGAAGUUGGAGGAUGACUGCUUUUACAUCAAUAAAAGGAAGAAGUUGGUGAUGGUUCCUUGUCAGAUGAAUGUUGUGCACAUCCUGGAAUCCUAUGUGAAGCAUUUUGCCAUCAACAAGGCCUUUAUGGCCAACGAGCGGUAUAGGCGUCAACAGAAUACGACACAGAGCAGCAGCCCUCAGCCUAUCCCUCCAGAGAAGAAUGAGGAGUUGUGUAAGGAAAUGGCGGAUGGCCUGAGGAUCACCUUUGACUUCACUUUACCCAUGAUCCUCCUCUACCCGUGUGAACAAGCUCAGUUCAAGAAGGUCAGCUCUUCUCGGCUUUUCUUGGCCAUCAAUGAAGAAUCCCCCUGCCCCAGCAAUGCCCAGCGAGAACGCAGUCCCAGCCCAGUGGGUCACAACCCUCCGACACCUCAAUCAACCGACAGCCAACCUGCCCUGAGUGACGUUUCUGCUGCGACGCCCACUGCCCCCACACCGAAACGGCGCCGACACCCUGACAUGGACUGUAUCUCAUACCAGUCACAGUCUCUCAGGCGCUCCACAAGGAACACACCCGGCGGGGAGCGCCCAGCUGAAGGCAGCAGCUGCGGUGGAGGCAGUGCCACGGCGUCGCCACAGCUUAAACGCGGCUUGAUCGACACCGCAUCCCAGUCAAAGUUCAUCCUCAACCUCGACAGAAAAACUCCAGUUCACAGCGGCUCAUCCUCCCCAUUGCCCUUGACUCCAAGUAAAGAAAGAAGCGGACCUUUUCAUGGACUUGAGAGCCGGCGAAACAACGAGCUCAAUGAGGUCCUCAGUUGGAAGCUGACCCCUGAUAACUAUCCUUUGAAUGACCAGCCUCCUCCACCUUCCUACCUUUAUGGUGUGCAGCACCUUCUUCGGCUUUUUGUGAAGCUUCCCGAGAUCCUUGGAAAGAUGCAGAUCCCUGAAAGAAAUCUCAGAGCUUUGGUGAAACAUUUGGAGCUUUUUCUCAGGUUUCUGGCUGAGUUCCACGAGGAUUUCUUUCCCGAGUCUGCUUAUGUGUCGGCAUCUGAGGCUCACUAUAACAUGAAGCAACCAAGGCCUACUUACUGAAGGUGGCGAAUGUUCUUUGCCCAUCUUUUUCUUGUCGUCACACCAACAUACUGUACCCUCUCAGCAUGACGUUGGUUGUUAUAACCAUAGGAAUAAAAAAUACCUAUCUUC